Molecule: messenger RNA, 1914 nt
Organism: Tachyglossus aculeatus (Australian echidna)
Lineage: Eukaryota; Metazoa; Chordata; Mammalia; Monotremata; Tachyglossidae
Product: histidine--tRNA ligase, cytoplasmic
Exons: 13
Coding region: 1-1530 (509 amino acids)
Biological process (GO): mitochondrial translation; histidyl-tRNA aminoacylation
Cellular component (GO): mitochondrion; cytoplasm
Molecular function (GO): ATP binding; histidine-tRNA ligase activity; identical protein binding
Source: RefSeq, a predicted model, not a curated record
AUGGCGGAGCGCGGGUCGCUGGAGGAGGCGGUGCGGCAGCAGGGGGAGCGGGUGCGGGGCCUCAAGGCGAACAAGGCGGACGCGCCACAGAUCGAGGAACAAGUGGCAAAGCUCCUGGAGCUGAAGGCUAAGCUGGGCCCCGAUGAAGGGAAGCAGAAGUUUGUUCUCAAAACCCCCAAGGGUACAAGAGACUACAGCCCCCGGCAGAUGGCUGUCCGGGAGAAGGUCUUCGACGCCAUCAUCAGCUGCUUCAAGCGUCACGGUGCCGAAGUGAUCGACACCCCUGUGUUCGAGCUGAAGGAAACUCUGACGGGAAAGUACGGCGAGGACUCCAAACUCAUCUACGACCUGAAGGAUCAGGGUGGAGAGCUCCUGGCCCUUCGCUACGACCUGACUGUUCCCUUCGCCCGUUACUUGGCGAUGAACAAAGUAACCAACAUUAAGCGGUACCACAUCGCCAAGGUGUAUCGGCGGGACAACCCAGCCAUGACACGGGGCCGCUACCGCGAGUUCUACCAGUGUGACUUCGACAUCGCCGGCCAGUUUGACCCCAUGAUCCCCGACGCGGAGUGCCUGAAGAUCGUGUGCGAGAUCCUGAGCGGGCUGCAGCUGGGGGACUUCCUCAUCAAGGUGAACGACCGACGCAUCCUGGACGGGAUGUUUGCCGUCUGCGGCGUCCCCGGCAACAAAUUCCGCACCAUCUGCUCCUCGGUGGACAAGCUGGACAAGAUGUCCUGGGAGGACGUGAAGGGUGAGAUGGUGGGAGAGAAGGACCUGGCCCCCGAGGUGGCCGACCGCAUCGGAGAAUACGUCCGGCUGCACGGCGGGGUGUCCUUGGUGGAGCAGCUCCUACAGGAUCCCCAGCUGGCACAGAACAAGCAGGCCCGGGCCGGACUGGAGGACCUCAACCUGCUGUUCGACUAUCUGACCCUGCUGGGUGUGGCUGACAGGGUCUCCUUCGACCUGAGCCUGGCGCGGGGCCUGGAUUACUACACGGGGGUCAUCUACGAGGCCGUACUGGUGCAGCCCCCGGCCGCGCAGGGGGAAGAGCCGCUCGGCGUGGGCAGCGUGGCCGCCGGCGGGCGCUACGACGGGCUCGUGGGCAUGUUCGACCCCAAGGGCCGCAAGGUGCCCUGCGUGGGGCUCAGCAUCGGGGUCGAGCGCAUCUUCACCAUCGUGGAGCAGAGGAUGGAGGCCUCCGAGGAGAAGAUCCGGACGACAGAGACGCAGGUGCUAGUGGCCGCGGCCCAGAAGAAACUCCUGAAGGAGCGACUCAAGCUGAUUUCCGAGCUGUGGGAUGCUGGGAUCAAGGCAGAGCUGCUGUACAAGAAUAACCCCAAGCUGCUGAACCAGCUUCAGUAUUGCGAAGAGACGGGCAUUCCGCUGGUGGCCAUCGUCGGAGAGCAGGAGCUGAAGGACGGCGUGGUCAAACUGCGCACGGUGGCCAGCCGGGAGGAGGUGAACGUUCACAGGGAGAAACUCAUCGAGGAAAUCAGGAGGCGGACGGGACAACCCCCCUGCGUCUGCUGAAUCGGGUUGGGGAACCUGGUGGCAACCACAGCCCCGCAGACGCUGACAGCAAACGAACCAUCCCCGUCUCCCCCAAACGCCUCUGCCACCUGGCCUGUCCCGUUCCCAGAGUGAGGUCAGAUCAGACCCAUAUUUAUUAUCAGCUUCGGUCCGGAGGGGAAUGAGAAACCCCACCUCCCCUCCCAGGUGAGGAGAAACUCUGCUGCUGCUGUUGGGAAGGGGGCCGGGGCCACCAUUAGCGCUUGUCAUCAACCCCCUGGAGCCAAUCUGUAUCCCCGUUAUGUAUGUUUGUGAGUGGGGUGGGGCGAUAAGACCCUGCACCCCUGCCUGACUCACUGAAACCAGUUUCUAAUAGGUCCAAUAAAAAAAAAAAAACCCGUGUCA